Molecule: messenger RNA, 1500 nt
Organism: Uncinocarpus reesii 1704
Lineage: Eukaryota; Fungi; Ascomycota; Eurotiomycetes; Onygenales; Onygenaceae
Exons: 3
Coding region: 1-1500 (499 amino acids)
Biological process (GO): glucose metabolic process; beta-D-galactose catabolic process via UDP-galactose, Leloir pathway
Molecular function (GO): aldose 1-epimerase activity; carbohydrate binding
Source: RefSeq, a predicted model, not a curated record
AUGUCUCCGUUGGAGGAAAAGGCGGCGUUCAGAUUCCUUUCGCUGGGUGCUAUCGUCCAAGAGUUUCGCGUGGCCGGCCAUAACAUCGUGCUUGGCUUUCCUACAGAGCAGUUGUAUCGAAAGUACAAUGCUCCCUAUUUUGGAGCUACCAUCGGCCGCACUACUAACCGGCUAAAGGACGCGACCAUUGGUAACGUUAAUGGAAGAUCCUACAAAGUGACCACUGCAAGAGGUCCCCACUCCCUUCAUGGAGGAAGAGACGGAUGGAAUGCUAAACUUUUUGACGGUCCGAAUACCGUGAAGAAACAUGACAGGGAAGGCUUUGAGUUCAAAUAUCUGAGCAGGCAUGGUGACGAAGGAUACCCCGGGACAGUCGAGCUGAGGGUUUGGUACUCUGCCACUGAGGAAGUAGAGGAGGGUAAGCCGGAGAAAACUGUUCUGGAGGUCGAUUAUGAAGUCGAGUUUGUGGGCGAUGAGUGCGAAGAGACUGUCGUUGGGGUAACGAAUCAUAGGAAAGUUGACUAUCCCUAUUACUUCAAUCUUGGUGAAUGUCCGACGAUUGAGGGGACCGAAGCUGUACUGGAAACGGAUAAGUACCUCCCUACAGACCCUGAGGGUAUCCCCACCGGUACGAUUGAGCAUUACACUGCAACAGAAGUCAAGAAACCGUUUUUCUUGAGCGAGACGUCUCCGGAUAUUGACGAUUGUUUCGUCAUGGAUACCGACCCGUCGUCGAUCCCUUUAGACACUCGAACUCGCCCCAUGAAACUCCUUGCUUCUUUCAAACAUCUGACAACGGGCCUUCAUCUCGAGGUCCAUAGCACGGAGCCCGCCUUUCAGUUCUAUACUGGGAAGUAUAUCAAUGUGCCCGCAGUGCGUGGAAUGCCAGCCCGUGGCCCGAGGUCAGGGUUCUGUGUAGAGCCUAGUCGUUAUGUCAACGCUCCAAACAAGCCGGAAUGGAGAGUAUUUGCUCCGAGUUCGCCUUCCGAGGAUGAAGAGCAAGCACGAAAGCAAACAGUCAAUACGAGUACAAGCUGUACUGGCCCGAGCUUUUCAUCGGCGGGUUGUAAAGGGCUUCCUCGCAGGAAACGUGUCUUAAAACCGUUAAUUGUCCGAAGCUCUCUGUCGAAAAUCUUCGCGAUCCUGGUAGCUGAUGCGCAAUUCAAUCCUCGCCGUAUCCAGCUAUUCCGGCGUUCAUACGGUCAACAAGAUCGAACCACGCUGAGCAGAGGCUCACGCUCAGCUGAACCGAAUAGCGCUCGUCACUCCGAGCCCCCAGUCAUUCACGGAUCUCGGGACCCACCAACCCCCACGAUGUGUCGGCAGCUUUACAAUCAACAUUCUUGCGACCACACGAUUUUUGUUCGCACAAAGACCUGUGGCAAAAAACAAUAUUGUCCCGUGAUAUCGAGGGAGCCGACACGAGUGCAUUAUAUCUGUCAUCGCUGCGCGGCUACAAUAUUGAUGAGCAUGAGAAGCGAUAAUCAGAAGGCGAUGUGA